This is a messenger RNA of Macrosiphum euphorbiae (potato aphid), 1023 nucleotides long. NCBI's taxonomy places the organism in Eukaryota, Metazoa, Arthropoda, Insecta, Hemiptera, Aphididae. The record is from the annotation of a GenBank genome assembly.
AUGUCAAAUAGUGAGAGUCAUGCUGAUUCUGACAACGAAGAGUUUGACUGUGAUAGUCGUAGGAUACCACUGGAACAUUUACCUAUGUUCCAGCGUUUGGCAUCAGUUAAUGGCAAAAUAAAUCGCAUGAAAAAACGUCAACUGUUAGAUACAAUGAGAAAUAAAAUGCUCAAUACUGAUGGUGAAAUAGAUGUUUUGAAAAAACGUUUAAAAAACCACUAUAGAAUGCAAGCAUUGAUCAAAGCCAAAAUCUGUGAAUCCGAGGCAACUUAUUUUCCGUAUUUUGUUGUCAUUGAUAUUGAAGCAACAUGUACAGAAAGUAAUCCUGCUGAUUACAAGUUUGAAAUCAUAGAAUUUCCAGCUGUAUUGGUCGAUGCUAAAAAACGGAAAAUAAUAGAUCAUUUUCAAGCAUUUGUAAAACCAUCAAUCAAUCCAAAGUUAUCCGAUUUUUGCAUUAAAUUAACUGGCAUAACUCAAGAUAAAAUUGAUAAUGCUGAUUCAUUUGAAGUAUGUUUGACACGAUUUACUAAAUGGUUAGAAGAACAUGAACUUGGAAUUAAACACAAAUUUUCUAUUGUCACUGAUGGCCCAUUUGAUAUGGCUCGGUUUCUUUAUGGACAAUGUAUAAUGUCGGAAAUUCCAUAUCCAAAAUUUGCUACUAAAUGGAUUAAUAUAAGAAAAGUAUUUAAAGCUUUUUAUUUUACAAAACAAGUCAAGCAUUCAGUUCCUUGCAAUCUGAAUGCAAUGUUAACCUUUUUGGAUAUGCAAUUUGAAGGCAACCCUCAUAGUGGCCUAGAUGAUUCAUUUAAUAUAUCCAGGAUAUGUUUACGAUUACUCGAAGAUGGAGCUUUUAUAGAUCAAAAUGAACGAAUUAUUUCGCUUAAAACCCCAACACCUUAUGGAAAAGAUGAUCCAUUGCCAGUAAGACCUGUGCACAAUAUAUUUUGUGAUGGAAUGCAUAGUCAUAACCAUAGGUGGUUUGUUACACGAUUGAAGAGUUUAGAUUUAAAUAAUGGUGUUUAA